AUUCAGGUUUCCUAUUUGCUCCUACCCCGGCAUGCCGAGUUCUUCAGGUAACUCCAUGACGCAUUAUUUGGGAUAGUAAUAAAGUGUAAAUACCCAAAUAGGUUCAAAUAUCCGAGAGAAUCAGCUGAAAAGGGUAUUGCGGCAUCGAUAGUGACGCCUGCUGAUCGGUCAUCCGGUUCCUAUCCCUCCCAUUUCUACCUGAAAGGCGUAUCCGUGUCGCAGCCCAAUAUUCUGAUAUCUCUCAGCUAGUAAGAUUUGAAAUCCCCGCUCACAUUCCAGAUUCCCAGGGUAGAGGUAGCCUCACCCCGACCUUCCUAGAUGCCUAGACUUGAUUGCAAUCUUGUUUUGAGAACCUGUUAUCAUCACGUGCAUAUUACAUCCCACCAUCACAUACAAGGCGCUGUUACCAUCGGCACCCAUCCGAACGUGCCCCAAUACACCAACCAGCAGCGAAGGGCCCAACCCGAAAGAGUAAGAACACAGAGUCGCCCCGGUCAUGGAUCGGGUUUUCAAUCCGGCGGGGGACCGGCCUACUCUCCUGGCUAUCCGAUAGGCUCGGUCGCCCGAAACAGCCUUCCACGGAUACCGGAACUGUCACACGAGGGCUCUAACGUUGCGGAGAUAGAUUCAGGAGAAGACAACGCGUCGGUGAUGCCGGACCGGCACCGAGCUGCUUACCCUUCCCCGCCGCCACGCCGGCCCCCUCCCAGAGGCUACCAGGUGGCAGACACUGAAACCGUCUCUGAACGCUUUCAUAAGCACGCAGGCUAUCACACGCAGCGCGAUCCACCGUAUAAUCCACCCGAGAACGGGCGAUUUGUCUACGGAUGGAAUCAGCCCUCAAGUGAAACAUCUCUGACAUCUGGCGAACCGAUGAUGACGGCGGCGGGUGGCAAGCCCCGCGCGAACCCCCGCGCGGGGGUGAGUGCUGUUGUACAAAAGAGCUUCCCCCAAUAUUGUGGCACAGAUCCCGAGUUCGAAUGGAUCAUGUCAUUAGUAAGAAGAGAGAAGGAGGAGCAGCAGCAGACAGGCGAGGGGGCAGAGCAGCGUGGCACCAAGGAGAGAAGGGAAAGGGAGAUGAAAAGCCAAUUUGAAGCCGAAGACGAGGGGAGAGAAGCCGAAAUGAUGACGAAUGAAGAGAUAGUGAAGUUGGUUCAAGUGAAGUUGGAACAAGCAAUUGACGAGGCCGUGAGAUUGAUCAAGGAGAAGACCCAGCAAGAGCUUGAAAAAAAGGAGCAGGCAGAUACGAAAAAGGAUGCUGCGCGAGACCGGUUACGGCCCGCGUUUCAGGCCAAGACGGAAGAGGCGGAGAGGCAAACAAUAGACAAGGAAGCUACCGCACCGCCUGAGCGACAAUCUUCUCCUAGCUCUCGUUACAGUCGAUCUGAGGGAUACCCAGAGCCACUCACCCAGAGUACAACAUCUUCCCACGGGUUAUCAGUAUCUCAGAAGGACGAAUCGUCGCCGGAGCGACCGCCCGAUACGUCGGGACCGCCUAACAUAACAUCAUCUGAUAUAUCGGAAACACCUAUCGUACCACCGCCUCAAGACGGGGAAGUGUUCCCGGGACCGCCGGCUGACGUAUUGGUACUCAGCACAUCUCCUUCUGAGGACGGCGAACCAUUGCCGCGACAGGUACCGAGCGUAUCCUUGUCUGAAACCGUUGAGUCGUUACCAGCGCGGCCGCCUAAUGUACCGGAGCCACCUAACGUACUAUCAUCUGAAGACGUUGAAUCGUUACCAGCACGGCCACCCAACGUACCGGAUCCACCCACCGUAUUAUCAUCUGAAGAUUUUGAAUCAUUACCAGGAUGGCCGCCUAACGUACCCGAGCCGCGUACUGAAUAUGCAGAGACUGGAAGCGAGAGACCGGCAAUGGUAAUUUUGCCUAGGCAUAAAAUGUGGCGGCUCUGGCGGUUAGAUGAAGAGGAGAGGAGCCAAGAGCGCAGAGAUCGUAAAAGAUUACGCAUCAUCAAGGAAGAAUUGGCGUUUCCCGUUGUUCGAACGCUAGUAGCCGGACUAGGUGGGCCCCCGCACAGAUAUGCGGCGCCUACACCACCCCCGUUCGGUCCAAAUCAUUUUUCCUAUCCACCCAGGACGGAUGGCCAUCGCUUUAGGCGAACAUUCCGGCGGUCUAGCCCGGAGGCGGAAUCAUCUAGUUUUGAAUCCGAAUCCGAGCCCGAACCCGACUACAUGACGGAUACGACUCGCACAUACAGGCGAGCUAAAAGUGAUCGAUUCCAAUCGAGGGGACGGCCAUUGCGAAGUAACAUCGAGAGAUUCCAACAUGGAGAAGGCGCGGCCGCAUCACAUCAACCAAUCGCCAAGCAGGACGAGGGGGGUGCCCCUGUUCAGAUGGGCCGCCGCCUGCUAAUGGAAGCCGAGACAAGGCCCGUAGAAUCAACAACCAUACCCGAGCAGGAAAACGACGAAGAAUAUGCGAUCCAAAAGUUAACGGAAAACGGCAUGGAAGAUAUGAAGAAAAUUAAAAUUAUCAUAACAAUAUUGGCCGGGUUGAUGAAGUCUCAAAUUAAAUCUAUUUUAUUAUCAUCAUCAUUUUUAUUAUUUUUGUUCGUAUCAUAUUGUAUCCAUUGUUUAUUUAAAUUUUAAUAAAUCAAUACAGGUUAUUUUUCGUGUUGUGGGAAGACUUGUCGAUUAUGCACUAGUAGUACACCGUUCGCUGAACAUGGGUACCUACCUAGGUGCUUAGGCAGGCAGCUAGGUAGCUAUUAGUAUAUUAAAAAUAUAUCAAUUGGAAGGCUGGUACUUACCUACGUUAAUAAGCAAUUAGGUACUUAGGUUGACGGUUAAGAAUUUAUAACCUAGGUACCUAAGUGCCCACAUAGGUACUCAGAUACUAGGUAGUUAGGAUUUUAUAUUUACUUUUUUGAAGGGUAUAAUCGACAAGGAACUUUUCCUUUCAGUGUAGUAUUUGAUAUUUAGUGUGCUGUUGUGUAUCGAUAUACUAAGCUAAAGGCGAAUACAGUUAAACUUCCGGUGGCUUCAUUUUGGCCAAUCAGAGCUUCAGCCACGACGUCCCAUUUACUACUUAUGGAAAAUACCUCCUACGAGUUACGUCAGCCAAUCAAGGUAGUUAGACCUUGUUGGAGCUGAAAUGUAGCUGCGGGUCGGGAAAUAUUGUCGCAAGUUGCUUUCAGUAGCUUAGAUUAGUAGAUUCGCUCGUCUUGACAUGGAGUUUUAGCAUCGAAUCACCGGUGACAUUGAAAUAAGUGUAAAGUAGUGGAAUCAAUUUAAAAUCAGACGAAUAGAAGACAUUUUACCUACCACUAAUG
This is a messenger RNA of Hypoxylon trugodes, 3293 nucleotides long. RefSeq lists its product as uncharacterized. The transcript is spliced from 2 exons. The record is from RefSeq and is a predicted model, not a curated record. The coding region runs from base 319 to 2610 and encodes 763 amino acids. Lineage: Eukaryota; Fungi; Ascomycota; Sordariomycetes; Xylariales; Hypoxylaceae.